Triticum aestivum (bread wheat) is the source of this 1543-nucleotide messenger RNA. RefSeq lists its product as uncharacterized. The coding region runs from base 78 to 1232 and encodes 384 amino acids. The transcript has a single exon. Gene Ontology annotation, biological process: regulation of DNA-templated transcription. Gene Ontology annotation, molecular function: double-stranded DNA binding. NCBI's taxonomy places the organism in Eukaryota, Viridiplantae, Streptophyta, Magnoliopsida, Poales, Poaceae. The record is from RefSeq and is a predicted model, not a curated record.
AUCCAUCGGAGAUCUAUCUCUGCAUCGCCGCCGGCGCCGUUGCUCUUGUCGCCGCCGUCCCCGUCGCCGGCUGCGCCAUGCUCCGCCUCCGCGAGUGCGUCGUUUCCCGUCUACUCUCUUCACCCUCCACCUCCAGCUCUGCCAUCUUCCCACUCCGCCACCUCCUCUCCGCAGCCGCAGCCCCCAUUUCCCCCGGAUUCGCCGUGGAGGAGUACCUCGUCGCCACCUGCGGCCUCACCCGACCCCAAGCCCUCAAGGCCUUCAAGAAGCUCUCCCACCUCAAGUCCCCCGCCAAACCUAACGCCGUCCUCGCCUUCUUCUCCGGCCUCGGCCUCUCCGGCGCCGAUGCCGCCGCCGUCGUCACCAAAGAUCCGCUGUUCCUCCGCACCAAGGUGGACAAAACCUUGGCCCCUAAGGUCGUCGGGCUCACUGGCCUAGGUCUCUCGAGUCCUGACAUCGCCUGCCUCGUCUCCCUCACCCCCGACUGCUUCCGCUCCAGAAACAUCGUCUCCAAGCUGCACUACUACCUGCCCCUCUUCGGCUCCUUCCACAACUUCCUCCGGCUGCUCAAGCGCUCACCCCGCCUUCUGUCAUGGGACCUUAACAAGGUGGUCAAGCCCAAUGUUGUGUUUCUGAGGGAGUGCGGGCUAGGUGAUUGUGAUAUUGCCAAGCUGUGUAUCCAUGCGCCGAGGAUGCUCAGCACCAACCCGGAGCGUGUCCGGGCGAUGGUGGCAUGCGCGGAAGGUAUAGGCGUGCCCCGUGGCUCUGGGAUGUUCAGACAAGCGCUAUGCGCUGUCACAUUCCAAACCAAGGAGAAGAUUGCCGCCAAAAUGGAGUACUUGAAGACCACCUUCAGGUGGUCUGAUGCCGAAGUGAGCAUGGCUGUGCGCAAGUAUCCGGGUGUGCUGAGGAAGUCAAAGGAAUCUCUGAAGCACAGGUCCGAGUUCUUCUUCUCUGAGGUGGGGCUGGAACCGGCGUACAUUGCUUAUCGUCCGGCGUUGUUCUCUUAUAGCAUGGAGGGCCGAAACAGACCCAGGUACUAUGUUAUCAAGUUCCUUAAGGCAAAUGGAUUGUUAGAUCAGUACCGGGACUACUAUAGCAUAGUCAUGCUGAGUGAGAAGGUAUUUGUGGAGAAGUUCAUAUGCCCUCACAAGGAAGCUGCACCACACCUCGCUGAAGACUAUGCAACCGCUUGCAAAGGGGAAGUACCGACUAAUUUCAGAUUCGUAUGAACAAAGAAGGGCUAUGGAAUUGGUUACAGCCUAUGGCACACCAAAGUUAUCACCCUGCCUGUAAGCUGGUACUUCCUGCUUCGGUGUUCUUUCCCUAAGAUGAUGUUGGUUGUUUACUGUAGUAUGCCUGUUAUAUGCUAGUUAGUCAUUGCUAAAUGCCAGCUCCUUAUGAAACUGAUAAUUUGAUUCCUGAACCCCCAUAUGUUGAUGUUGUCAUUUCUUAGAGAAGAUCUCUGUAAAUUAGAAGUCCAUGGAUAUAUAUUUGAUUCCGACUUCCAUUGAAGGUCAUGCAAUUUGGAUGUGUGGGUGGA